Pimephales promelas (fathead minnow) is the source of this 1927-nucleotide messenger RNA. It is a transcript of the gene hpdl, whose product is annotated as 4-hydroxyphenylpyruvate dioxygenase-like. NCBI's taxonomy places the organism in Eukaryota, Metazoa, Chordata, Actinopteri, Cypriniformes, Leuciscidae. Gene Ontology annotation, biological process: aromatic amino acid metabolic process. The record is from RefSeq and is a predicted model, not a curated record. Gene Ontology annotation, molecular function: 4-hydroxyphenylpyruvate dioxygenase activity.
UUUUUUAAUAUUCUUUAUUUGGAAUUUCACUGACUGCAAGCAGUGUCUCCUGCCUUUGCUCUGGUCAUGUCUUCACAAUAACAUAUUCAAUUUAAAUAUUCCAGAUUUCUGCCCAAAACCAUGGUCAAUUAUUACAUCCAGGGUAAACGUUUGUAAAGUGAUUAGGGGAUUUAUCGUCUUCUAACUUUGUUCAUGUUUCUGCUCUUUACCUCAUCAGUAGUGUUAGGAAUUUUAAGGCUGUUUCAUCCGAUUUAAAACUAGUUAAAAUCAUUGAGUGAUGUGUGGUAUGUAACAGAGAGGCGUGUCCGAUUGAAACGCUUCUGCGUGACGUCACGCCAACAUGGCGGCCUCCUUGACUCGCUUGCAUCACAUUGCACUGCACGUCUCAAACGUGGAUAAUGUUGCUCAGAAGCUCGUGUCCCAGUUCCAGUUUAAUUUGUUUGCGGCCAGAGUGACAGACCGAGUGAAGCAGCUCGCACUCCGCAGGGGAUCGGCCGUGUUCGUGGUCAACGAGAGGCCGAACGAGCCGGUGACCGAAUCUCAGUCACGUGGCUGGAGUUCCGUGGCCGCUCGAGACCACCGGGACCUGAGAUGUCUCUACGGGGCGCAUGCGCACUACCCGGUGGACACCGUGAGUAACGUGUGUUUCGAGGUGGAGUGCGUGGAGCGCGCGUCGCGGGCGUUGCGGGAUCAGGGUCUCUGCGAGUUCCUCCAGCCGCCCACCGAGGUCCGCGAUGCCCGCGGGCAGGUCUGCUUCUCCGUGCUCCGGUCCGCCGUGGGGAACGUGUGCCACACGCUCAUCGACUGCUCCCGGUACCGGGGUCUGUUCCUGCCGGGUUUCAGCGCCGUCGAAGCGGGGUCGCAGACCGCGGAGCGCGCGCACUGUCCCAUCAGCCACUUCGAUCACAUCACGUACGCGUGUCCCCGGGGCAGCACGGCACUCCUCACCCGCUGGUACCAGCAGAACUUCGGCUACCGGAGGUUCUUCAUCGACAGUGACGAGUCCGAGGAGGCGGGGUACGUGCUGAACCAGGACGAGAUCGGGCUCCGGCUCAAAGCGAUGGAGUCGCGAGUCGCUCCGCCCAGCACAGACGAGCUCGAGCCCGACUGCAAGUUUGUGUUUGGAGAGUCUCUUCCUCAGCAAGGCAGUAAUCAGAUGGACUCGUUCCUGCAUCAGCACGGAGGAGCAGGUGUGCAACACAUCGGGCUCUACACCCAGAACAUCGUCAGGACCGCACACACACUGAGACUCGCGGGAGUGCAGCUCUACUCUCCUCCAGCCGCGUACUACACUGAGGUGGGAAAGCUGCAGGAGAUCCUGGACGCGGGGCUCGAUCCUCACACACUGAGCCGGUACGGGAUUCUCCUGGACACUGAUGUUCGCACACACCGAGACAGCCGGAUCACACACAGUCAAAGGCUCCUGCUCCAGGUGUUCACGAAGCCCUUGUUCGGGGAGAACUCCUUCUUCCUGGAGCUCAUCGAGCGCAGAGGAGCCUCGGGCUUCGGCGAGGGGAACAUCCGAGCGCUCUGGAGAUCUGUGCAGGACGAGGAGCGCCGGAGCGCAGGACGAGCGUCACACACCGCUGACAUCUGACACACACACACAUCUGAGUUACACUUACAGUCUGCAGUGCGAGUGGGAACUUGUGUGUGAAAUGCAUGUGAUUCUGUCCUUUUUACGGGAUUUUACCAUGUUUGACUGUAACAGUCUUCAGUUCAGGGAGCUUCUAUUAUUAUUAUCAGUGUUUGUGAUGUAUAUGAUGUAUUUAUUCAGCAGAACUGAACCUGUACUGUAUAACUGUAAACCGCUGUAAUACUGUAUGAACCCUGUGUUACAGUGACUGUAAUAUCAGCUGUACUGUUGAUCUGUGUGUCCACGGACGCCGGAAACACUGAAAUAAACAUUAUAUUUUAAUAACAUUUA